GCGCAGCGAGCGCUGGUGGCGAAGAGGUGUGUGACAGCGCAUAUGCGUGCUGCUAGCGGCCGCAUCUACAGUCGGACUACUUGCUGCGCGCCGAGUGUCAACGAAACGUCACACGCACUGCGGGAGCGCGCGAUUCUCCUCUGCUGCCAACCUCCUCUUUUACCGUCUGUGGGUCCUGUGCCAUGCUAAAGCUGUAUACUGAGUGAAGAGGCCAGCAGCUCGGCGCGCCCAGUACGACUGCUCCUGGUCCAGAUGGCUGUUUGGCACACAGGAGGCGGGCCGCUUUGACAGCGCCAUGGCCAGGAUGCGCUGGCUGUGGCUGUUGGCGGCAGCGGUGGCGGCCGCGCCUUCUCCUUCGCCCUCGCCGUCGCCUCCCCCGGAGCCGGAGGCGCAGUCGUGGCGGUGCCCGGCGGUGGGCGGCGGCGUGGCGUGCGCGUGCGACCUGCCGCACACGCUGCGGUGCGCGGGCGGCGCGGGCGCGCUGCGGGCCGUGGGCUCCGCGUUGCGCGGGCUGCCGCCGCCGCGCGCCGUGUCGCUGCUGGAGGUGUCUGCGCGCGGGCUGCCCGCGCUCGACGCGCCGCCGCUGGCGGGCGUGCUGCUCCACGGGCUGGUCGUGUCGUCGGGCGCGCUGCGGCGCGUGUCGGCGCGCGCCUUCGCCGGGCUGGCGGGCCCGCUGCAGGCGCUCGGCCUGCCCGACAACCGGCUCGACGCCGUGCCCGCAGCCGCGCUCGCCGCCCUGCCCGCGCUGCAGCGCCUCGACCUCUCGCGCAACCUGCUGCAGCGCAUCGACGACCGCGCGCUCCAGGAGCUACCUGAGCUGACGUUCCUAGACGUGAGCGACAACCGGCUGACGGAGCUGUCCGCGGACGCGUUCAGCGGGCUGCCCGCGCUGCGCACGCUGCGGCUGCGCGGCAACCGGCUGCACGCGGUCAGCCACGUGCGCGGCCUGGCCGCGCUGCGCGAGCUCGACCUGUCGGCGAACGCGCUGGCGGGGCCGCUGGGCCCGCGCACGUUGCCGCGCGGGCUCGCCAAGCUGCACGCGCUCGACCUCUCGCACAACCAGCUCACCAGCGUGCGGCGGGGCGCGCUAGCAGGGCUGGAGUCGCUGCGGACGCUGUCGCUGGAGCACAACCACAUCGACGUUCUGGAGGACGAGGCGCUGGGCGCGCCGCAGCUGCAGCGGCUGGUGCUGGCGCACAACCGCAUCGUGGCCGUGUCGGGCGCGUCCCUCGCGCGGCUGGGCGCGCUCGCGCACCUCGACCUGGCGCACAACUUCCUGCGCGCGCUCGCCGCAGACCUGGUCGCCCCACUGCCCGCGCUCCGGGAGCUGCGCCUCGACGACAACGACAUCUCCAUGGUGGCCGGCGCCGCUCUCCAGCGGGCUGCACCGCUCCUCAGCCGCCUCACACUCACCGACAACCCACUGAACUGCGACUGCAGCCUGACGGAGUUCGCGUCGUGGCUGCGCAACGCGUCCGAGUCUCGGCGGCUGUCGGCGGCGGACGUGGCCACCGCCAUCUGCGCGACGCCGCCCUCGCUGGAGAACGGCGCGCUAGCCGAGGUGGCGCCCGACGAGCUGGUGUGCGGCGAGGAACUGCCGCCGGCCGACGACGAGGUGGGCGACGAGAUCGGCGACGGGGACGGCGACGAGGCGGGCGCGGGCGCGCAGCUGCAGCUGCCCGACAGCGAGGCGACGGCGGCGCUGCGCGCGUUCCGCUACGACGCGGCCGCGGACGCGGUGUGGCUGCAGUGGUCGGUGCGCGGCGCGGGCGCCUACUCGUGCCACUCGCUGGUCGUGUACGAGGAGCGCGGCGCGCGCGAGGUGCUGCUGGAGAACGUGCGCCUCGACUGCAACUCGUCGCAGGUGGGCGACCCGGCGGCGCUGCCGCUGCGGCUGGCGGGGCUGGGCCUGCAGCGCGGCCGCACCUACCGCUACUGCCUGCUGCUGCUGCGCGGGGGCGGCGCGCGCUCCGACGAGCUGCUGCUCGAGUGGGGCUGCAGCGACGCCAUCCCGCUGGCCGCCGACGGCGCGCCGGCGCGCCCGCUGCCGGGGCUCACCGCGCUGCACGCCGACGUCGCCUCCGACGGGGUCCUCACUGCCACCGCCACUCUCCUCGAGGUCCCUGUGGCUGCCCCCUGCACGUUGACUAUCGCCGUGUACCGCGGCAAGGCGCGCGAGCGCAGCCAGCACGUCAACUGUUCCUACCCGGAGGCGUCGUUCCGAGGCCUGCAGCUGGACGGAGCCGGCCAGCUGCGGCUGUGCGCCAUUGUCGACGCCCCGGCUCCCCAGCCCGAAGACGACACGCUGUGCGUCCCGGUGCGCCACCAGCAGCCACAGUCCAACCACAGCGACCCGCCCCAGCCGGUAGGCGCCGGGGUGGUCGCGGCGUUGGCGGCCGCCAGCGCGACGGUCAUCCUGGUGGCGCUGCUGUACGUCGCUUCCCGCGUCGUCUUCGGCAGGACUCACAUGGCCGCCGCGCACCAGUACUUCCUCACUGGCCAGCAGGACGACGAGCGGCCGCCGCAGUACGUCAAGCUGCAGGCCACCACCAAGCUGUGAGGCUUCCGCAGGACGGACGGUCCACUUGUGCCGUUCCCCGAGCGUUGCUCUGCACAACUAGGAUAAAAUUUGCCAUCGGCCUUGAUCGAGAAUCUAGAUAACUCCAGUCACUUAUAUUUCGAAAUCUAGGUUUCACGAGGGGACCUUAUGGAUUUUCUUCGUGCUGGUCGAGCUGGCAAUGGCUCGCCCUUGCUUCUGCGAGAUAAAGGACUCACUCGUGGCAUUUCCCUGUGCAAUCAGAGUGAAAUACUCUCAACUUUCAUCGAGAAUCUACAUAGCGCCAAGGCCAAAUGUUCUCAAUCCUACGUUAGACAAUGAGACCUCUUGGGCUCAGCUCUUUUCAAUUUUCUUCGUACUUAUAGGACAUGUAUGUCAGUCUCGAGACAUUAAUUUCGUAAAAUAGUACAACACACCUCUCAAGAACACCAGAGCAAUAGACUAUGAAGACUUCCGAGCCCAUUUUAGCAUAACAAACUUCAAAAAUAUGACAAAACCAUCCGGAGCUGCGCUAAUCCUUUCAGACCCUUUCGCUACAAUUGUGUACAUUAACGUUUGCUGUGUAUUAGCUGCACAACUGCUGCCACCUGUUGUGCAUAACUAUAAAAGUAUCAACAAUUGAAUGUGGCAGUAAGCAGCAGCUUACGGCCGCAUGAAUACACACAAGUGGUCGGUUAGUUCUAUUCCGCUCUGUAAUUCAAUAUUAUUAUUGUUAUUUUGCAUGGUAAUUAUUGCAUGAUCAGAUUAUUUAUUACAACAGUGAACAUUUCAAAAUUAAUUAUUUUACUCCAUAAAAGAAGCCAAGUGCACAAAGUGUGUUCUGAAUAUGGGUAGAUAUAUAUGUAUAAAUUUUGCAUCUGAAGUCACCUAAGAGCAUUAGAGUACAAAGAAAAAUUUUCCUUUCUCUGUAAAAAAUUCUGGUCUGAAAGGGUCAUUGGCUUACUAGUCUUGUAACUUUGAGAUUGCUGGUUUGAGCCUCAUUAGAUACAACUUAUAAUUUUUUCCUCGCUUAAAUAUUUAUUGUGACAGUUUCUGUUGUAAAUAGUCAUACUUGAUAAUGGUAGUUUCUAUCAUAUUUAAUGGUCAUCUUCGAGUGUAAAAAUUAAAUGAAUUAAAACAUUAAUAAAUAACUAUUUCCAGAGAUUGCAUACAGUCAAAUUAAUUAUACUUUAAAAAUUAUUAAAAUUUUGAUUGAAUAAACACACAAUACAGAUUGACAGUAUUUAAAAUUUAAGAUUCUCAAAAUUGUACCUGAUUAAUCACAAGAUGUGAGAAAUUAAAAUUCUCUAAAAAGAAUAUCGACAUCAGCUGUAACAGAAAGGAACAGCACUGAAUUAUACUUGUGACAACAUAUCAUGAUCACAAGCAUUUAAAUGAAUCGACUUUGCAUCACACAGACCCACACUUUGUGGAUGAUGGAUAAGAGAGGGAGGAAAAUGGGAGAUAGAAGGAAAAGCACAUAUGUUGUGUGGUAUUAAAAUUUAAAAUAAAUAUUGCCUAAAAGACGUAAGACAAUUAAUUUAUGACUAAUGAACAAUACAGAUAAUGUGGUAAAUUUCAAGACUAUUUAAAGCUUAAAAAUUUUCAAUUUAUGACCUGUAGUAACAGUUGUUUAUUAUUGUUUUAUUUCAUUUUAUUUUUAGAUCUGAAGAUGACCUUUAAAUGUGAUCAAAACCAGUUACCUAGUAUAGCUGUUUGCAACUGAGAGUGCUAUAAUAAAUAUUUUAAAAAUUUUUAACAGUUGUGGAAUCUCUUUUGACAAUCACCCAUUAUUUUCUGAGUGUAUUUAAAUUUUUAUUUAUUGUGAAAUUUAAACAUUAAUUAAUAAAUACUGAAUCAUAAAUUGACAGUAAAGUCUCGUCUUUUAUUUUUAAUUAGUAAUUGUAUGAAAAUGUGGAUGCCUUGUUGUUAAAUGAAAAUGUUGUAUACAUUAGUAACAGUGUUCUUUUAUUAUAAUUGCAUUUAUUUGUUGCCUCUAGAAACAAGAGUAUAUUAUUUUCUAUUUGAUGUUUCAGAUUUCUUUAUCAAAUUUUAAUAUAUCAUGAAUACUCACUUUUUCAUGCUGUUAGUAAUUAAAAAUAAAUAUUUUAUUAAUAUGUAUGAUUCAGUAUAUGUUAAUUAAUAUUUCCAUUUGGUAACAAAUUUAGUUAGCAAAUUACAAUAAGUUGUGUCUAACAUGAAUCAAAGCAGCAACCACUCAAGCUGCAGAUAGCUCUGUCAAGAUGUUCAAAAUUUGUUUUACUUAAUUGGGCAUAGAAAUCAAAUUUGAUUUUCUUUCAAGUGUUCUUAAGAGGUGAAAUGUACUAUUUUAGGAAACUGAUGUCUAGACAUUGAACUUGAAAUCCUAUAAAAUGAAGAAAAUCAAAUAGGGUAGAGCAGCCCAAGGGGUGCCCUUGUGAAACCUAGGUUCCCACCGUCAUACAAAGGCAAGUGUCGAUGUCAUGGCCAGCAACGAAUUACGAACUCUUGUAGGAUUCCUCCAUAGUGAAUUCAGCAGAGUCAAGACAGAAACGAUGACCUUUCAUGUAGAAAUAUUCAGCUUUAAUAAGUUCUCUUGUCUGUUUAAAACAACACACAUGUGGAACUAAUAAGCCUGUGAAAGUUCUUUUGUUUUGUUAACAGAGCACUCAGGUCGAACUGCCUAUCAAAAAGUAAAUUUGUUGUCUUAAAAGGGAUGCCACAACAUCGAACACGUUUUCAGUCUCUUAUCCGUAAUCCAUGUGAUACAAUGUGCCUUUCUCCUUCUCAAGUCCAGAAGCCGAAAAGAAAUUGUAUACUGCUAUAAUAUAAAAUAAGUGCAGCUGAAAUAUCUGAUGGCCUAUUGUUUGAGGAGAUGUAUGAAGCACGUCCAGAAUGCUACCAGCGCUUCUAUAGUGUGGAUCAAUAGAUUCUGAGGGAAGGUCCCAGGCAUGCAUGGUAUCCUGUCGUGGGAUACAAUAUGUAGGAAUACGAGUGUAAAGUUCACAAAUAUUCGUGUGAAGUAAGCCAUAGAGCUACUUGUUUUACUGUAUAGAGGCCAUACCGCCAGUAGUACCUCAUGGAUGUGCAGGACGCUGUCAUCUAAAGGCGAUAUUGCAACCAUAAAGUGUUUCAGCUUGCAGCAUCACUUAACACUGGCGGUUGCCUUUAUAUUGUUGUGAUUUAUUUAUUGUUGACACAUACUAUUGCCGAGUAACUGUCCUAAGGAGGUUUAAUGCUUCAGGCAGUCUGUGGUGUGCAUACUGUUUUCAGUGUAAAGAGAAAAAAGAAAGAAAGUUGUACACAUGUAACUUGCUAAUUUGUGAAUUUUGUAUAAUGACUGUGAUUUUUUUAAUGAGUGAAAUUGGUGAAGCCUAAAAGUUGUACAUAACAGUAAUUCUAUUGUAUAUAGUGAAGUGCUGAAAGUCUGAUGCUAAAGCAUGUUGUGUCGAGAAAUUAACCUGUGUUCUGUUGCAGUGUUUUCAAGCAUUUCAUCUUUCCACAUAUUACACUUGCUUCACUGUAAGUAAUGAUGAUUGUGUAAAAUGUUACAAUAUGUGAAUGUGUGUAUAAUGUGAUGUAUUUCAUGUUUUGCAAGAUGUAAGCUUUAUCUAUUUUCAUAUGUUAUACACCAUAAUUAAAUUUCUCCAAGAACUUC
This is a messenger RNA of Schistocerca gregaria, 6173 nucleotides long. RefSeq names its product chondroadherin-like protein. The transcript has 8 exons. Lineage: Eukaryota; Metazoa; Arthropoda; Insecta; Orthoptera; Acrididae. The record is from RefSeq and is a predicted model, not a curated record. Bases 296 to 2560 code for a protein of 754 amino acids. Gene Ontology annotation, molecular function: protein binding.